Molecule: messenger RNA, 1920 nt
Organism: Ceraceosorus guamensis
Lineage: Eukaryota; Fungi; Basidiomycota; Exobasidiomycetes; Ceraceosorales; Ceraceosoraceae
Exons: 2
Coding region: 138-1481 (447 amino acids)
Biological process (GO): mitochondrial translational elongation
Cellular component (GO): mitochondrial matrix
Molecular function (GO): translation elongation factor activity
Source: RefSeq, a predicted model, not a curated record
AAAUUUCCACACGAGAUCUGCUCGCGCUCAGGACUCGAAUUAUUCAACAUCGCGUUGCAGAUCUUCUUUGCUCCUCGUCUGCUGCGCUAAUCAAAACUCUACCCUUCCUCUUCAUACACUGCUGCAACUUUCUCCAGAUGACCAAGGUCGCCGCAAUGCCCGCCGCUGGAGCUACGAGAAGAGCGCUGGGAGGGCAGUCGAUCCGCAACGCUGUUCGAGUCGCCCCUUGCCCCCGUCUUUCCUCCCUGGUGGCCUCCCGAGCCGACCUUCACAGCAGCGUCGCGCUCAGGGAACGCAAACCCGCCAUCUCAUCCAUCGCAGAGCUUCGCAAACAUAUUCCAGGCACAUCGAUGCUGAAGGCCCAGGAGGCCAUCGUUUCCACCUGGCCCUCUUCCGAUCCUUCCAAAGGGGACGACAUUCAAGCUGCGCUAGCGUGGCUGGAAGAAGAUCGAGCCAAGAGCGGAUUGAAAAAGGCUCAGAAGGUCGCUGGAAGGGAAGCCAAGGAAGGGUGGAUCGCAGUGGCUGUGCUCUCGGAUGGCGCUGGAUCGGGCACGAAAGACCUGCAACAACCUAUCAAUCCCACCAGCGCCGAAGCACGAGCAAAUACACCUUCGCACGCUGCUACUCUCACCUCUGCACCAGUAGCUUCCAUCAUCGAGCUCAACUGCGAGACGGACUUUGUGGGCAGGACGGACGUGUUUGAGAAGCUAUCGAGAGAUAUUGCGCAUUCUGCUGCUCUGUUCCCAAACCUCGGCGGAGCUGUGUCCGCUCCCAACCUGGCUGCUGCUACAAGGCUAGGCACGGGCUUUGCGGACCUGGAUACAGAGCAGCUGCUCGACUUCAUCCUGAUGGAGGCACCCGACUCUGCGAGCGUCGACAGUGACGAAACCGCAUCCUCUGCUGCUGCUCCCACAUCGCCUCGAACCAUUCGAGCUGCAAUCUUGGAUGCGGUGUCUAGGCUGGGAGAGAGAAUACAUCUGAGUCGAGCCAGCGUGCUCAUCCUGCCUCCUCCUUCCACAUCUCGAGACGAGGUGCGCGUGGCAAACCUGGUCGGGUCAUACGUGCACGGAUCGAGCGCGACGAAGCAAGGCAGCUCACAGACGUCCCUCGGUCGCGUAGGCGCACUGGUGCUGUCCACCAUCAGCCACGCAUCUUCCUCUGCCAACUCUUCUACCGCACUCGAAGGGCUCGAACCCGCUCAAAUUCGAGCGCUGCUGAGAUCCUUGGCAAGACAGGCGGUCGGCUUUCAAACUACGUCUAUCUCGCACCAACCAGGUCAGGAAGCCGAUUCUGCGCUUCUGAGACAGCCUUUCAGUAUGCUCCUCCCAGCUGCACAGCUGGCAGUACAGGAUGGAGCAGGCGAAGGGGAUGUGGAGGCAGCACUUCAUGCUUGGGGUCGACAGAGAAAUGGGAAGCAGGUGCAAGUGGUGGGCUUGAGGCGCUGGACGCUUGGCGAGUCGGGACCAGAGGCUCAGGCAUAGCAACUAGAUUUUGGUCUCGGUGAUUCCAUACGACUUGCUCGCACGAUCAGUACGCUGCAAAGAUGUGGCGAAUCCAAUCACGUUGUUUGCAUCAAAAAGCAAUGACCUUUGCGCUUUUCUUUCCCUUCUCUUGGGGUGCGCGAGAGACCUUAUUUCGAUGUUCCUGCAAUCUAUCGCGCUCCACGUCGCUUCUCUGUCUGGAAAAGUGAUGAAAGUCGUCUUCAUCUGCUCCAAGACUUUCUGUGUGUUGGACACCGCCGGUGGCGGACGGGCCGCCUGUAUCAGCACCACAAAUUGCCGCGAGGCCGAGUUCCGCUGCUCCUUUGCCGCUCUUGCGUAUGCUCAGUGGACAGUCUUUGACCAAAUGUUCGGUAGAUGAGCACAGACGACAAGAUCCACCUGAGGGGUACACGCCUCUGCCUUUGGGACAUUUAGAGGA